Molecule: messenger RNA, 1515 nt
Organism: Talaromyces atroroseus
Lineage: Eukaryota; Fungi; Ascomycota; Eurotiomycetes; Eurotiales; Trichocomaceae
Exons: 1
Coding region: 1-1515 (504 amino acids)
Molecular function (GO): oxidoreductase activity
Source: RefSeq, a predicted model, not a curated record
AUGCUGUCAACACUGCUUCCCGACAAGGAGCUCACAGGAAGUUCCCGGCUCCUUGAGGAGUCGCCAUUGGUUCACCCUGACGAGUUGCGCACGGCUUUUGCCCUGGCGAUGUCCCACAUGUACAAGAAUGAAGUGCCACUAUACGGGGAUCUGGUGCGCAUUGUGCAGUCUGGCAACCACAGAUUUGUCACCAACGCCAUGGGCAGUAGCAACGACAGCCUCGAUCGCCUCACGCUCGAGCGUCACGGUGCAAUCCGCCUAGGCAAGCCCGUGGAAUUGCACACUGUGCGCCGCAUCUUCGCGCUUCUCGGCAUGCACGCAGUCGGAUACUACGACCUCUCGGUGGCCGGUUUACCCAUGCAUGCCACCUGCUUUCGCCCCGUCGACACGGCGUCGCUGGCCGCCAAUCCAUUCCGCGUGUUCACCACACUGCUGCGGCCUGAGCUGAUUCGUUCCCCAGAAGCCCACGACCUGGCCCUCCGGCUCCUCAAGCGCCGGAAUAUCUUUAGCCAAGAGCUGCUGCACAUGCUGAACGUUGGCGAGGCUGUCGGUGGAUGGUUCCGCGUCGACCAGGCCGAGAUAUUCAUCCGUGAGGCCCUGCGCACCUUCAGCUGGGCUCCCGUCGCUGAGGCUACUCAGACCGAAUAUCAGCUGCUGCAGGCGGAGCACCCCAUCUUAGCCGACAUCGCCAGCUUCCGCACCGCUCACAUCAACCAUCUGACACCGCGUACACUAGACAUUGAUGCGGCCCAAGCCGCCAUGGCAGCGGAGGGCAUGCCUGUCAAAGAUCGAAUUGAGGGCCCGCCCAGGCGCAAAUGGCCUAUACUGUUGCGACAGACAAGCUUCCUCGCCUUGGAAGAGAAAAUUCGGUUCAAAACGCGCGAUAGCAAUAGCGAUCAAUCAUUUCCAGACGCAAGCAACGUCGAGCUUGUGGAUGGAUCUCAUAAAGCCCGUUUCGGUGAGAUUGAGGAACGCGGAGCUGCCGUGACGCCCGCAGGUCGAGCACUCUACGACCAGCUGCUGGAAAGCAGUAUGCAUGCGGUAGGAGAGCAGAGGACAUCACCCGAUGCUGUUGAAGCAGCGCUCGUCGAUACGUUCCGAGCGUACCCCGACACGUGGGAUGAGCUACGAGAACAAGAACUCGUAUACGUCAAGUACAGCUUCUCUGGUAAGCUGCCUUCGACAGCGCAAUUGCCCUCGGAGUCAGGCAGCUCCGUCAUGAGCCUAAUUGAGCAGGGUGUUUUUGAGACUUCACCCAUCACUUACGAGGACUUCCUCCCAUUCUCAGCAGCGGGUAUUUUUCAGUCCAAUUUGAAUCGGAAGCCUCAAUCGCUCCAAGGAGGUGGGCAGUCGGACGUGGAGGGCUUGGAACAUGCCCUAGGAUGUUCCGUUAUUGACCCGGAUGCUCUGUAUGCUCAAGCGCAGAAACAGAGCUUAGAAUCGAGUUUGUUACAGUUGAAAUAUCACCUCACAGCUUCUCAUAAGUUAUUAGAUAGUGAACUUGAAACAAUAUAA